CUGACAGCUAUAGUUUUGGUCUCAGUAUGGAAACUCAUUCACUUACCUUCAUGCUUCUCACACAGUCAACAUUCUGUUUGCUACGUGUACAAAGCAGUCCUGCCUGUUCGAGUGAUCAGUACCCAAUAGGUAACCGAUGCUGUGCAAGAUGUCCUGCAGGUCAGUAUGCUAAAACAGACUGCACCUCAACCAAUCAGACAGAAUGUGCUGCGUGUGGCCAAGGAAAAUUCACCUCAAAACCAAACGGCCUGUCCAACUGUCUACGAUGCAAAACAUGCGAAACUGAAAUGGGGCUCACAGAAGCAUCAUCAUGUAAUGCAACAGCAGAUACAAGUUGCAAGUGCAAACCGGAAAUGCAGUGCGUUCAUCGUUCUACGGAUGGCAGUUGCCUGGGGUGUGAACCUCUGCCAUUGUGCCCUGUUGGCAUGGGACUGUCAAAAGAUCCUCAUUCUGGAAUAAUCUGUGAAAACUGCCCCAAUGGCACCUUUUCUACUGAAUCAUCCCUUGACCCUUGUCAACCGUGGACAAGAUGUGAAGAUCUUGUAUUAGUCAGGGUGGAGAAUGGUUCUGCCACUUCAGAUGUGAAGUGUGGUCAUCGGUCACGGAUAGUGCUCCUUAUAGGCGUACUAAUGAUUACACCUCUGGCGUUGGCCCUUAUCCCCCUCAUACUCUGCAUUCGGAGAUGGCGGUAUGGAGGGAAGAAAACCAGAAAGUGUACGAUCAUGAAGAACCUGAAGUCAAACAAACCAUUUGAAGAAAUUGAGCUAAACAGAAGUGUUUGAUCUGAAUCCAAGUCUGAGGAUAAUGAUGCAUUAGUCACCACCUACUUUUGCCAUUCACAUGUAUAUGAAGAUGAGAAAACUACCCAUGGUGGAUGUGCAGAUGUCAAAGAAUCACAUAAAUGAAUUUCCGCAAAUUGAUAACUCCCAUGACAAAAUUCUAUAUCAAAGUGGCAUAUUCAGUUUGUUAUUUCUGACCAUUUCUUUAUAUUUAAGGUGCUAAAAAUAUAACCCAAAGAAUAAAUCCACUAUAUUAAAAAUUCAUUUCAAAGGAGAUCCCACCAUAUGCAAAGACAUCUUUUUCAGAGACUACUGGCUCCUAUGUUUGGAUCUCAGCAAAGAGAUUCCUUGGUGUUAGAAGAGUAAAUGAGAAUUCUAUGAAGCCUGCAACAUUCUGCUGUCACAAUUUUGGAAAAGUACGUCUGCACUUUUAUUCUCUCACUCAUAAAAAAAUCUGUUUCUCACUGCCAGGCUUGUGUAGCCCAACACUAAAAGGAAGGGGAAAAAGUGCUUGUUCCUGAACUCAAAAUUCAGUUUUGACUUCUGCAAAUUUGUGUUGCCUAUAACUCCGUAGUCAAAAACUGAGACUCUUGAAACUAAAUAAACCAUUCACACUGAAUGUGUGCUAAACAAGUUUUCCAGUAUAUCACUGAAUGAAUGCAAGUAACUGAUAGACAAUGCCUCGACCUGGGUUUGUUGAAGACAGAGGUGGUGCAUUGCUUGCUCUGGUAUCAUUCAACCCAGGAUUAUUUGACUAAAAUGUUUUACAAAAGUAUUUUUUCUGCACAACAGGCUGUGUGAUUCAGUAAUUCGUGUUAUAUGUGUGUUUUGUUGCUAUAUGCGCGCAGUAAAUCAUUCAGCUGAUCAUAGGUUCUGUAAAAGUCUAGCAAUAGUUCAACCUGUAGAAAACUAUGUAUGACCUUUUAUGUAAGCCAAACACUUGUCUCUUCUGACAUGUCUGGGUAUGCAGUAUUCUUGGCAGCAAACCUUGAUGUGUUCUAUCAAAGCUCAUUGUAUAGCCACUUAGGUGCAUCUGUGUAAAGGUGCAGCCAUUUUAAGUGUUAUGGCAGUGUCCACUGCCAUCUCUGAGAAUCUGCUUUGUUUCAAUGAACUUGUAAUUUGCCAGGAGCACCUGAGGUCUAGCAGAAGGUUUUAUUUAUCAAUUUUCUUUGUGGAAAAUUAGUAUCAUUUUAGAAUUUAAGGUAAAAGAACUGCUGGCACUGUGUUACGCUCACAACAAGCAGGUGUAUAGAUGCUUAAAGUGGUACUUUAAUAUGAUCACUGCUCGUACCUAGUACAGAAUCCUUUAUACCUGUAAGUUAGGGAGACAAAUAUUUGCAUGCAGGACAGCAUGCUACCUUGCAGUGAGAUUCAUGCCAGGGUGAGAUUACAUAACAAUACAAUGUAGACUUCAAGACUCACAGUGAAAGACCUCACAAGCAAAGCUGAUAUUUUCCAUUGUUUUUGGUGCCCUAAGAAGCACAA
Protopterus annectens (West African lungfish) is the source of this 2264-nucleotide messenger RNA. RefSeq names its product tumor necrosis factor receptor superfamily member 5-like. NCBI's taxonomy places the organism in Eukaryota, Metazoa, Chordata, Ceratodontiformes, Protopteridae. The coding region runs from base 27 to 782 and encodes 251 amino acids. Gene Ontology annotation, molecular function: transmembrane signaling receptor activity; protein binding. Gene Ontology annotation, cellular component: external side of plasma membrane; membrane. The record is from RefSeq and is a predicted model, not a curated record. The transcript has 8 exons. Gene Ontology annotation, biological process: apoptotic process; positive regulation of peptidyl-tyrosine phosphorylation; positive regulation of cytokine production involved in immune response.